AUGUCCGGAGGAGACAUGGCCAAACCCCUGCUGGGCCAUCAGAGCACAGAGGGUGAUCCCAGCAUCACACCUGCGGCCGGCCGCACCAUCGGGGUGCUGGGGAGUGGGGACUUUGCACGGUCGUUGGCCAUCCGCCUGGUGUGCUCUGGGUUCAAGGUGGUGGUCGGCAGCCGCAACCCGAAGCGCAAAGCCGGCCUCUUCCCUUCGGCAGCAGAAGUCACCUUCCAGGCUGACGCGGUGAAGAAGACGGAUGUCAUUUUUGUGGCGGUUUUCAGGGAACAUUACUCCACCCUCUGUGACCUGGCUGAUGUGCUGGUAGGCAAGAUCCUGGUGGACGUUAGUAACAACACCGAGAUCAACCAUCACAAAGAAUCCAACGCCGAGUACUUGGCUUCCCUGUUCCCAGCCUGCACCGUGGUCAAGGGGUUUAACAUGGUUUCUGCGUGGACGCUGCAGUCAGGUGCCAGGGAUGGAAAUAAGCAGGUUCUGAUUUGCUCAAAUAACCAAGAAGCCAAGCGCAUUGUAGCAGAAAUUGCUCAAGUCAUGGGAUUCACCCCUGUGGACAUGGGCUGCAUGUCAUCAGCCUGUGAGAUCGAGAACAUCCCCCUGCGCCUCUUGCCAGCCUGGAAAAUCCCCAUUUUUUUGGCUCUAGGGCUCUUUCUUUGCUUCUUCACUUACAACUUGAUCCGGCAGGUCAUCCACCCAUACAUCAGGGAGCAGAAGAACAAGUUGUACAAGAUCCCCAUCGAGGUGGUCAACACAACGCUGCCGUGCGUGGCCUACGUCAUGCUGUCUCUCGUCUACCUGCCCGGGGUGCUGGCAGCCUGCUCACAGCUCUACUAUGGCACCAAAUACAGGCGCUUUCCAGAUUGGCUCGACCAGUGGCUCCAGCACCGAAAGCAGAUUGGUCUCCUCAGCUUCUUCUGUGCAGCUCUGCAUGCCGUGUACAGCCUCUGUCUGCCCAUGCGCCGCUCCCACCGCUACCAGUUAAUCGAGACAGCCGUUAAGCAGGCUGUGGAGAAGAAGAUGAAUAUCUGGGUAGAGGAGGAAGUCUGGAGGAUGGAGAUUUAUAUCUCUGUUGGAAUAAUUGCCCUGGGCUUGCUGUCGUUACUUGCCAUCACUUCACUUCCAUCCAUCGCAAACUCUCUCAACUGGCGGGAAUUCAGUUUCAUUCAGUCCACCCUUGGAUUUAUUGCCUUGGUAAUCAGCACUCUGCACACACUCACGUACGGAUGGUCGAGGGCCUUCGAUGAGAACCAGUACAAAUUCUACCUGCCUCCGACCUACACCCUCACGCUGCUUGUCCCAUGUACUGUGAUCCUAGCAAAAGUCAUCUUCAGUUUGCCCUGCAUCCAGCAAAGACUUCUGCGAAUCAGGAGGGGCUGGGAGAAGGGGAGAUACGUGAAGUUUGUUCUGCCCAGCGCAACGGGGGAAUAUUCAAGCGGGGAGACCUCUAGCAAUGUCUAACAGAGCCCCGGCUGUGACAGAAUAUUUCAAAGCACUAUCAACAUUUCUGUAAAG
Molecule: messenger RNA, 1521 nt
Organism: Fulmarus glacialis (Northern fulmar)
Lineage: Eukaryota; Metazoa; Chordata; Aves; Procellariiformes; Procellariidae
Gene: STEAP3
Product: STEAP family member 3, metalloreductase
Exons: 4
Coding region: 1-1467 (488 amino acids)
Biological process (GO): copper ion import
Cellular component (GO): plasma membrane; endosome
Molecular function (GO): cupric reductase (NADH) activity; ferric-chelate reductase (NADPH) activity
Source: RefSeq, a predicted model, not a curated record